Molecule: messenger RNA, 2350 nt
Organism: Siniperca chuatsi (mandarin fish)
Lineage: Eukaryota; Metazoa; Chordata; Actinopteri; Centrarchiformes; Sinipercidae
Gene: arid5a
Product: AT rich interactive domain 5A (MRF1-like)
Exons: 7
Coding region: 118-1920 (600 amino acids)
Biological process (GO): regulation of transcription by RNA polymerase II
Cellular component (GO): nucleus
Molecular function (GO): transcription cis-regulatory region binding
Source: RefSeq, a predicted model, not a curated record
CUGUGGAGACACCUUCCUAUUUCGUGGUGUGAAGUUGAAGAGGGCGCCGCAUGAAUUACUGUCACAAAACACAAGCCAACAACAACUCAAGCCAGAGACUAGAAGACAAUUCUGGAAAUGGCUCAAGAGGACCAGAGUGAGACGUCACGACAAACAGCAGGCAGUGAUGGAGAGAAGGGGACAGAAAACCAGGCCUCUCCCUCUGUCAUUGAGAUUCAUGACUCUAUGACUGAAUGUGAGGAAGAAGCGAGGCCCAAUCUAGUGCCAAUAGUGGAGAAGGCUUUUGUAUCAAGUCUCCACUCUUUUAUGAAGGACAGAGGUACACCCAUAGAAAGGAUUCCACAUCUGGGCUUCAAGCAGAUUAAUCUUUGGAGGAUCUACAAAGCUGUUGAGAAACUUGGGGGCUAUGAUUCAGUGACGGCGCGGCGUCUUUGGAAGAAAGUGUAUGAUGAGCUGGGAGGAAGUCCAGGUAGCACCAGCGCUGCUACUUGCACUCGCAGACACUAUGAAAAGUUGGUGCUGCCCUUUGAAAGACACAUAAAAGGAGAGGAGGACAAACCUCUGCCUCUGAGCAAACCACGGAAGCCAUAUAAAAGAAACCUGGAUGGCAAGAUCACCAAGGCUGAGAGGAAGAGGAAAAGAACUCCGUCAGACAGAGAGAUGGAUUCUGAGAUACUCACACAGAGAAGUCCAGAGGCUGCCUGCCAAAGUGAAGCAGUGCUGCAUCCUCACCCCGCUCUCUGGACUGCCACCUCUGACAGACACCAUCCAGACUGCUCUCAGCCAAACAGAACCACCACUAAUCUUUGCACUUCUGUCUAUGCCCGCCUUGUCCAUGUCCCCACAUCCAGCCCUUGGACUGCUCAUAUCCCAUCCACUGCUGGAGAGGUCAUUUCUCCUCUGGAGAAAAAAAAGCGAAUGGCUCAGGCCAGCCUUAACUUGCCCCUGAGUCCUCAGAGCGAGGAUAAAGAAAGGCCCUCCGUCAUUCAGUGCUCCCAGUCUCCGGCCCGGGCUUCUUCCAGCCAGAACUGCAACUCCUCUGACGGCUCCCCGCUCCCUUUAUCCUCUUCCUCUUCCCGCAGCCCUUCCCCUUACUCUGUUUCAUCAGAGGACGUUCAAGCAGGGAAUGAAGAUAAAUCUGCAUCAGGCUCUGAACUAUCCCCUAACUGUUCCAGCUCUGCGAAAAAUACAUCUGGCCAUAGUGAGGAAAGCAAGUCUGUGAGCUGUAGUCAGAUAUCCAAAGACCCUGCAGGACAGAAUAAAGACGUUUCUCACGUCAGCUCCCAAUCCGCAGACUCGACCAAAGUCCAGAAUAUAGACUGGAAGCCAUUCCAUAGAGGGAGUGGAAAACAUUUCACCCAUCCCUUCUACCCAUCCUCCUCAUUCACUGUGAAGUCUGACUGGGCUCCAACAUCUACCUCUAGUUUCACCAAAGUUAUUCCAAAAUCUGUGCAGCUUCUGCGACCCGCUCCUAUUCGGCCAGGUUAUAAAAUCCACCAGGGCAGGUUGAUGCAGCAGGACAACUCUCUGACUUGUGCAAAGAAGCUGAACACCAUGGCUCCAUGGCUUUAUCAGACAGAGAAGAGGGAGAAAUCCAGGACAAUGCUACAAAAAGUUCCUCCCACUCAGCAGAGUCUGUCCCAUUCCACAGCCAGCCUGCCGGUAUCGUGCGUCCUGUCAAGCUACGACAAAUCAGGGAGAGACUCUCGGCACCAACCUCCAUUACACCCUGCAUUUCUCCCCAACAGAAUGAGACUACCACAAUCUCAGCUAAUGUACCAUCAUGUCCCAGUGGGUCCAACUCACUCUGCUCUCAUUGGGUCUGCUGUUUUCCCAUAUCCCUACUCCAUUCCUCUGUUCAAUCCCCAAACUGGAUAUACUCUACCUGCCAUGAAUCCCAUUUAUCCUCACAAGCUGUGAUUCUUUGUAUUUCAACUCCAGACUCCAAUAAGACAAAAAAUUUUACAUGGCAUAAGUAUGCAACACACAAAUAUUUAGGUUCUUUGGUUUCACACACAGCCAUCCCCCAGUGGGAAAUGAGUUACUGUAAUUAGCUGACUGACUGUGUUGACGUUCUGCAAACAAAACUGCACUGAAGGGAAAUGAAGUCACAGCAGCGAUGGCUAAAGAUAUUUAUAGGAUCACAGUGAAACAGCUUGAAUCGUCCAAGUGCAUCAAAUGGGCGUGUUAUUUUUAUAACCGAACCAUGUAACUCAUGUAACUCAUGUACUCAUGAAAUGUAUGUAUUCUUUUUUAUAGCUGUAGUUUGAUUAAAUACAAAACUGGUGCCUACUGAUGACCUGUAACAUGUCCAUUUGUAAAGUGAUAAAAUUAAAAUGUCUGUUAUGUA